Molecule: messenger RNA, 2966 nt
Organism: Spodoptera littoralis (African cotton leafworm)
Lineage: Eukaryota; Metazoa; Arthropoda; Insecta; Lepidoptera; Noctuidae
Source: the annotation of a GenBank genome assembly
CAGGUAAGCCGGUGUGCACGUGCAGUUUGUGUGACAGAAUGCCACGCAGCACAACCUACGGAUAUUACCAGCCUGCGGGGCCAUUGAUCAAAGAGACGAGUGCUGAAGCAGAGCGCACACUCGCCAGAUACCAUCCACAUUACCACGCGCCGCAUCCACCGGUACUGCAGCAAUAUGGGCCGCCAUACUAUCCAGAUCUCUGUUAUGGCCGCUACUACCGGCCACCAGGGUCAUACCAUAUGCCACCACCGCAGCCGGAUGCACAGAUGGUUGGUGUCGGUAGUGAACCGUACCCUCCACCACCACAGUAUUAUGGCACACCGCCAUGUUACCAACAUUCUCCUCAGAGGAUACCAUACGUAGAAUAUCGCGGAUGCCCGUGCCCAUUAAACGCGUGUCCAAAAAACGUGCUUAUUGGGCCCGCUACUGGUAAAGCCCCAGCCGGUGGCGGCCCAGCAGAUGUUCCUCCUGCACUUGCGCCGCCCGGGGGCGCCUUCCGACCGAAGGUGCGGGCGUGCGCUCUUGACGCUGUCGCAGACACACAUGGCAGCGGCAAGGACCCGCCACUAGAACUGGAACCUCCAGCGGCAGCGGAUGCUCCUCACCCUCGUGCUAUGCCAGCAAUGGGUGGCGUUUCACCUAAGCGUGAGAUCUAUGAUGUUCGGGAUAAGUUACGCAUUGCUAAUGAUAUACCUGGACCUGCAGAGGCUCUCGGACCACCAUCACCCGCCCGUGGCUCAGCUGGAGCGUGCGCCCCACAGCCCCCACCUGUGGCACCACGCCGUGCUCGCCUCGGCAAGGCCAUGGCCAGGCGAUCCCUUGUAGGCGAUGACACCGGCCUCCUAUUAUCCACGCCACAACCUCCACUCCUUGUGCAUCACAGUGACGCUGAUGACGAUGUGCUCGCUAUUUCACCUCCAACGUGUGCUCCAAUCGACCUCUCUUCUUCAGACGAAAGGUCAACCCCUCUAGUCGAUGUUAAAAAAGAAAAUGAAGGUCCCACAUAUAACACCGCCAGAAAACCAGAAGCACAAGCACUUAGAGAGCAUAAUAGCACGACAGUUAUGGACGCUAACAUCGUUCCUGAUGCAGCUAAAGCUGUGAAACGAAGAUAUUCAAAACCCAAAUUAGAAAUUGAUAUGAAAGAUACUCAACUUGAGGAAUCUUGUAAGACGAAUGGCAUCGGGGAACACGUAAAACUCCAAAAACGAAGAAAGGUUUCGGGGGAUCAGACUGAUAUUCAGAGGGUAGAAACUAUCACUAAAGAACCCAAGAAAAAGCCAACUCAAGCUAAGAAAAUUCCAAAAUCGCCACAGGCUGAUAAGAAAACUGUAAAACGGAAAUCAGAAAGUGCGACGGGUGGCUCUAAGCCAAAAAAGAUGCUUCUCGAGAAUGAUGAAGACAAUAAAGUCAAAAAUAUUGUCGCAGUCAUCGAUGAAUCACACCCUACAAAACCAAAAAAUAAAAGUGCACUACUGCUUGAUAAUUUAAUUCGGAAAAACAGCAUCGACCGGCCUGAAACAAAAGGCUUAGACGCUGAACUAAAUCCAGCUGAACUAUUCCUAUCUCCUACUGAAAAUAUCGCACAAAUUAGUGCCAAGAAAACCUUAAACAUUAACAAUAAUAUUGUAGACAGUGGAAACAGUACCGUUAAUGGAGUUCGAGCCAAUACACUUGCCGCUGUAUCUCAAUUAAUAGGCAAGAAAAUGGCUUGUAAAUUAGAAAAAGUUGAUUCCAAAGUUAGUAACGAAGUUAAAUCAGUAUUAAAACCACCCACCGUAAAAUCUGUUCCUGAGAAUGACUGUAAACCUUUGAGUAAAAAUGAUAAUAUCGAAGAAAAGUUGAAACCCUGCACUAAAACAGAAACUGAAAUAGUCAUACCUCAAACCGAAAAAGAUGUACCAGAAAUAUUAAAAGACAAUAAAAUUUGUACUCACACUGUUGCGGUAGACAUACCAGCACAAGUAACUAUAACAUCAAAGGAAAAGGAAGAUUUUGAAUUAGAAGUUGAAGAAAUGGAAAUCGAACACGCGGAAAAGAUCGAAGACAAUGAGGACAAAAAAAUAACAGAGAAUGAAAAGGAGAAGUCAAAACCAGUAAAGCUGGAUAGAACGACGGUGAAGCGAUGCAAACUGUCAAAUGGAGAAAUGAAGGCUAAAAAUGUGGAGAAAGUAGUUAAAUUAUUGGUAUCCAAGAGGCCGGCAUUUAAAACAGAUGAGGCAACGUUAGUAGUGGAGGAAGCCUGUGCAUCUCCAACGCCCACAGGGCCAGGGAUGCGGCGAGCUAGGCGGCGGGGUGCGGGCCACUCACGCCGCGGCCGUCGCCCGCUUGUACCGCCCGCCCCGCCAGCGCUUGAACCCCACGCCCCGCCUCGCUGGAGUAAUGGCUGGAACUGGGACGGAGAACAUUAUCUAUCCAAAGUCUACCUCAAUAAUGACUCCAAACUGGACCGCACGGCACGAUGUUGGUCGCGCAUGACACACGCUAGUGGGGACAGCGUGUCACGAGGUGACUGCGUACUGUUGAGGGCAUCCCUAGCAAGAGCACAACCUUAUGUCGCCAGGGUUGCUAGUCUGUGGGAAAAUCCUGAUGAUGGAGAAAUGAUGGUGUCUCUGGUGUGGUAUUACCGACCGGAGCACACGGAGCUUGGACGACAGCCGGCAGAUGCACCCGACGAAGUAUUCGCGUCACGACACCGAGAUGCCAACUCUGUGGCAUGCAUCGAGGAUAAGUGCUACGUGCUCACCUUCAACGAGUACUGCCGGUAUCGCAAACGGCUAAAAGCGGCUGAAGAAGGCGUAACCAUCACCCCUUCGAUAGUACCUCCCAUGCCAGCCAGCGAGGUGAGCCCAGCAGUGGCGCCUAAUGACAGCCGCCUGCCGCCUUCCGUGUCCCCCGAGCUGGUGCUAUUCUGCCGCAAGAUAUACGACUUCAGGUCCAAGAAGAUACACGUACCUAACAAAUGA